CCGGACCUGGUGGCAUUCCUCCCGGGUAUGGAGCAGCUUCCCAGAGGUCCCGUCGACAUCUGGAGCACCAUCUCGCUCAUCGUAGAUAUAAGGGACGAGAGUUCCCCAGACCACCUUGCGAGCGGGCACCCCGACGCGGUGAGAGCGCGGAUGCGCCUCAUACGGUUCGCAGGGCACCACCUCGCCAACCACAACGCGCUGUGCUCGUUUGUGCUCUCGGUACGGGGGUCGCAUAUGCGAGUCUAUCGCUUCGACCAUGCGGGAUGCAUCGUGUCGCCCGCGCUCGACUGGGCAGCCGAGCCUGAUAUGCUGCGCCAGUUUCUGUGGUCUUUCGUCCAUCCCCCAACCAACACGCAGUUCCUCGGGUUGGACGAGUAUUGCACCUGGGCCAGCAGCGAGGACCUUCGCUGGGCGCAGAGAGUAUCCCGUGAUGCUUGGGAUAUCCACGACGUCGACAGCAACCGGUGGAUCAAGUUCCCGUUCAUGGGCUGGGAGGUAGAGUUCCUCACCUUGCGGAUCCGGUCCAUGUCGGAUGUGACCUUCGGGGGAGCGACCUGCGUAUGGGAGGCCCUUAAGAGGGGCGACGAGAGCGGCAAGAGGUACAUCAUCAAAGAUACCUGGCAACCAUUCACCCACCAGGAAGAGAAGCGGUUCUAUGAGUGCAUCCGGCGGCCUGAUUGGCGCGUGGGCCGCCCGACGUUCGGUGUCGCUGGGUACGUGCACGGGCUAAACUACGGUCUGGUGACACGUAUGGGCGAACACUCCUUGCACCGAACUGAGAGUGCGCGUCUUCGUCGCGGCAUAAGGGAUACCAUGCGGGGAGAGCGUUGUCACGUGCGCAUUGUCACGGACACGGUCGGUAAGAACUUGAACGAGUUCGAGCGUUCGAGAGAGUUGAUCGAGGCCAUCCGCGACGCUAUCAAAGGUCACCUACACGCCUACGAGACCGGGGUACUCCACGCCGACAUCAGCAACGGUAAUGUUCUCAUCGCUCGCGACAAACCCUUCAAAGGGUUCAUCCACGACUUCGACAUCAGCGCCUGGAUAGACAGCUCAGCCGACGGGGGCGCCGAGUUGCCACCCGCGCUGCGAGACCUCUCCCAGAAACAGCUGAGGCUCGUCAUGGGAACACCGCGGUUCAUGGCCAUCGAGAUUUUCGAGUCGAUUAGAGAGCCCAUCGUCCGCAACGCCGGCCACGACCUGCAGAGCUUCUACUGGGUCACCCUCUGCCAGGUCCUCGAAUGCAUGGACUACUACACCGGGGACUUGAACAAGACGAUCCACGAUUUAUUCGUCACGGACAACUGGGUGGCGAUGACGAAGAACAAGCGAGCGUGGCUCGCUCGGGAUCCACACGGGCUGUUCUCCGGCAACGAUCCGCUCGCCUUCCUCAUGCGCCGCCUGCACGAGCUUGUCAGUAAAAGCAUCCGCUCGUACAGCAACCCCGACCCGAUACGACUGACUCACCAGUCGAUCCUCGCGGUCUUCGACGAAGCGUUGGCCAUGGACGGCUGGCCAGAGGACGACCGGUCACUC
Molecule: messenger RNA, 1536 nt
Organism: Fomitopsis serialis
Lineage: Eukaryota; Fungi; Basidiomycota; Agaricomycetes; Polyporales; Fomitopsidaceae
Exons: 3
Biological process (GO): protein phosphorylation
Molecular function (GO): protein kinase activity
Source: RefSeq, a predicted model, not a curated record